Messenger RNA from Drosophila innubila, 2744 nucleotides. RefSeq names its product CAR1 transcription factor (gene prage). Bases 96 to 2726 code for a protein of 876 amino acids. The record is from RefSeq and is a predicted model, not a curated record. Lineage: Eukaryota; Metazoa; Arthropoda; Insecta; Diptera; Drosophilidae. The transcript has 5 exons. Gene Ontology annotation, molecular function: nucleic acid binding; exonuclease activity. Gene Ontology annotation, cellular component: nucleus.
UGAUUUAUUUUAUGUGUUUAGUGUCGUGCAGUGACAACAAUAUAUAAAAUAUUUAACAAUAAUUUUUGUUACAACUACAAUUAAUAACAAUCAAAAUGGAGCAAAUUACGCAAUAUUUUGAGCAAAUGGAUUACGUGUCCUUCGGCGUUAUAGCGCUUCCCUGCGUUAUCAUCGCCGUCUACGGAUUUCUGCAAGUGGCCAGCGGACUUGCCAAAAGCAAAAAUGACAAAAUGCAGCGCUGCAACAAUAAUAACAACAAUAAUCAUAAUAACAACGGCAACAGUGGCAGCAACAACAGCAAACGUUGCACACAGAAAUAUGCCAAUGGCAACAUAGCAACAACAGCAAAUGCAACUGCAACAACAGCUGCCACAGCAACAAUUGCUAACAGCUAUCAACAAAAUAAUAACAGCAACAACAGCAACAACAGCAACAACAAGAGCAAUGCAACACGCAAAGCGCGCUACAACCACAGCAACAACAACAACAGCAACAACAUGAAGCGGCAGGAUGGCAAUGCCACCGCUGCUUACAACAUGCAACAAAAGCGAUCAAAUGUUGCCGGCUCUGAUGCGACCUGGCAUCGUUUUGUCACUUCUUCAUGCAUCGAAGAGAAAUUUUUGAGCCAUCACAAUCCGGGUCAUCGGAACAGCACCAGCAGCGAGGCGACCAGCGAGGACAUUCACUCCAGUGACGAACACCCGAACAAGGCCAAGAAUCGUUCAAUCAAUGGACACGGCGGCAACAACACAGCUGGCGGCAACAGCAGCAGCAACAAAUCACGCUCCAAGCGGCAACAGAAGUCACAGUCCGUGAAGCAAACGGGGAACAGGACACAAUUGCCGAUGGCGGUGCAGGGGCAGGGGCAGGUGCAACCACUGGAGGUGCAACCAGCGAUCAAAGUGAAUAACAGCAGCAGCAGCAGCAGCAGCAAGUGCAAGCAGGGCAAAUGGCGCAACAGCAACAACAUUAGCAGCGGCAGCAACAGCAACAGCAGCAACCAAAAACGCAGCAGCAGCAACAACAACAAAUCGAAGCAAUCUAAAUGCAACAGCAAGGCAAGUGGCAACAGCAACAACAGCAGCAGCAGCAACAACAUAAACAACAAUAGCAGCAUCAGCAGCAGCAGCAGCAACAACGGCAAAUCAAUUGACAGCUAUUGUGGCAGCAACAGCAGCAACUCCUCAUCAGCGCUCAGUUCGCCAGGCAGCUCGCCAAACAGUGGCAGCAACAGCAGCAGUGGCAACAGCAGCUGCAACAGCAACAGCAGCAUCAGUGGCAUUUGCAACAGCAGCAACAUCUUCAUCAGUGGCUGUGGCAGCCACAACAUCACUGGCAACAGCUGGCAACAUAGUAAAGUCUAUAGACAGAAUGUGAACUUUUUGGUGCCACCAUUGCGUCAAUAUGAACGCCUCGAUCUGGAUGAUGUCACAUUGCAGCAACAGCUGCAACGUUAUCUAAUCGAGCCGCAUCUGUUGCGCGUCUAUGGAUUUCCCGUUGAGAGUGUUGUCCAUGAGGGCGCCAUUGAGAUAUUCAAGUGUCUGCCACACAUGAAUUUUGCCGCCGCCCAUGUGAUGGCCGUCACAGAGACGGCGCUAACGGUUAUCAAUUGUCACGAUGGCUUAAACACAAGCAACUUUGAAUAUAGCCAGCAGUGUCAGGAGGAGGAGGAGGAGGAGGAGGGUGGUGAUGCUGAUGGCGAGGGUGAGGGUACAAUCAACGAGAUUGGUAGUGAGGAACUUGAGGCCAGUCCGGCAAGCACAUCAACCGAUUCGGGCAACAUUUCGCCACGUUCACUGGACUCGGAAUCGGGUGGCGAAUGGAGCGGCAGUGAAUGUGAAUCGUCGCCAAGUGGCCUGGAAUUAUAUUGCAACUAUGCGCACAUGGAGCGUAGCUUGGCCAAGCAAUGUGUGCGUUGCAAGCAUGAUUUCCUUGUGGAUGAGCUGAGUGGUCAGUAUUUGACGCGCGAGGAGUGCAGCUAUCAUUGGGGCAAAUAUCAUCGUUGCUACGAUGGCAAUGCCUGGGUCAGUCGCUGGACAUGCUGCAAUGCCAGCGAUGAGUGCGAUUCGGGUUGCACCCGACACGAGUUGCAUGUGUGGACGGGAUCCGUUGUUGGUGUCAAUGGACCCUAUCGCGAUUUUGUCCAUACACGGCCACGAUCACGAUCAUCAAGUCAAACUGGCAAUCGUCAUAAUCGUGGCCCACAAACAGCUGCGGUUUAUGCAUUGGACUGUGAGAUGAGCUAUACGGGACGUGGUCUGGAUGUGACCAAAGUCUCACUGGUCGCACUCAAUGGUCAGCUGGUUUACGAGCAUUAUGUGCGUCCCGAUGCGGAUAUUGUGGAUUAUAAUACACGCUAUUCGGGCGUCACCGCCAAGGAUCUCAAAUCGAGCGGCGUCAAAACGCUGGCCGAGGUGCAGCGCGAUCUGCUGGAACUGAUCGAUGCCGACACCAUAUUAAUUGGUCACGGCCUCGACAAUGAUUUGCGGGCAUUGCGACUCGUGCACAACACACUGAUCGAUACAUCGAUUGCGUUUCCGCAUUCCAGCGGAUUUCCCUAUCGUCGUGCCCUGCGACAUUUGACCAAAACGCAUCUGAAUCGGGAGAUCCAGAGUGGCGAUGGUGCCACCGGACACAGCAGUUUCGAGGAUUCACGCGCCUGCAUGGAACUGAUGCUUUGGCGUGUCCGUUGCGAACUCGACUCCGAUGGCAGCUGGGAGGAUUAACCAAUUAACCGAUUAAUU